Carica papaya (papaya) is the source of this 2062-nucleotide messenger RNA. RefSeq names its product ARM repeat superfamily protein. The record is from RefSeq and is a predicted model, not a curated record. Lineage: Eukaryota; Viridiplantae; Streptophyta; Magnoliopsida; Brassicales; Caricaceae. Gene Ontology annotation, molecular function: protein binding.
CUAAAUCCAGCCUUAAAUCCUUCCCCCUCAUCUUCUUCUUCACUCUCUCCCUCUCUCUCUCGCUCUCUCUGUCUCUUUCUCUCUCUCGCGCCAUGAAACGCAGUGAAAAGUACUGAAACGGUCAAGAUAUUUCUGUAGAAGUGGUUUUGGAAAGUUGUUUUGUUUCCGAAAAUGGUUUCGCUGGAGGAUUCACAUUCCAAUUCGAAUCGGUUUCCUUUAACCCGAAAUUUAUGUGCUCCGUCGUCGGCGAAAAUGCACCGGCAUAUCGGCAGGUCGAUGCGUACGAUACGAUCGAACUUCUACCGAGAAGAUUCCUGCUCGUUCACCAGUUCGGUUCCGGAUAAAUCAGGAUGCAUGUCGGAGAAUCUGACGGAUUCCGUCAUCGACAUGAGGCUCGGCGAACUUGCCUCUAAAAUCAACAAGUCUACCAAGUCCUCCUCCACGGAAGAAGAAUUUCUGGACAUUUCGCAGGCGUUCAGUGAUUUUUCGGUUUGCAGCAGCGAUAUCUCGGGCGAAUUGCAGAGGCUCGCCUGCCUGCCGUCGCCCGAUGUUGCACCGAGAAAUGAGAAUGGAGCUGGAAAUAAUGAAGCCGAGCCGGAGCCAGAGCCGUGUCUCGGGUUCCUGCAGAGGGAGAAUUUCUCCACCGAGAUAAUCGAGAGUAUCUCGCCAGAGGAUCUCCAGCCGACAGUGAAGAUUUGUAUCGACGGUCUUCAAUCGUCGUCGGUUGCCGUGAAGCGAUCGGCUGCGGCGAAGCUACGGCUCCUCGCAAAGAACAGGUCCGACAAUCGCGAGCUGAUCGGAGAAUCAGGCGCGAUUCCGGCGUUGAUCCCGCUCCUGCGAUGCAGCGACCCGUGGACACAAGAGCACGCGGUAACGGCUCUGUUGAAUCUCUCGCUACACGAGCAGAACAAAACGCUUAUCACGAACGCCGGGGCUAUCAAAUCUCUUGUCUACGUUCUCAAGACGGGCACGGAGAUCUCGAAGCAAAACGCCGCGUGCGCGCUGCUGAGCCUUUCUCUGCUGGAGGAGAACAAGAGCUCAAUCGGAGCUUGCGGGGCAAUACCGCCACUAGUGUCGCUACUGAUGAACGGAUCUUGCAGAGGGAAGAAGGACGCAUUGACAACUCUUUACAAGCUUUGUUCGUUGAAGCAGAACAAGGAGCGCGCCGUGACUGCCGGUGCUGUGAAGCCGCUGGUGGGGCUGGUGGCAGAGCAGGGGACGGGCAUGGCGGAGAAGGCGAUGGUGGUGCUAAGCAGCUUGGCGGCUAUUGAGGAAGGCAGGGAGGCCAUCGUGGAAGAAGGCGGGAUCCCCGCCCUUGUCGAGGCCAUAGAGGACGGCUCCGUUAAGGGGAAAGAGUUCGCUGUCUUGACGCUUUUGCAUCUGUGUGCUGAUAACAUUAGAAAUCGUGGUUUGCUCGUCAGGGAAGGCGGGAUUCCUCCCUUGGUCGCUCUUUCACAGACUGGCAGCGUCAGUGUUCGAGCUAAGAAUAAGGCAGAAACGCUGCUCGGAUAUCUAAGAGAACCGAGGCAAGAGGCAUCUUCGUCAAGUCCUUGAGAGAAAGUAGAUUAAUCGUUCUAGUAGAGGUAAUUAUGGUGUUCUCUUGAUGUAUAUAGUGCGUGUUUCGGUGGUUUGUACAGUGUGGUGCAGUAAUGAGAGUAGUGGAGGAGGCUAAUACCAAGCAAGAGACUGACAUCUAGAUGUAUGAUUUUAAUUAGGUUUCGGGGUUCUUUUUCCUUUUCCCUGGUAGUAUUUUGUGUCUCUGGGGAUGGCGCAGUAAAUGUUUGGCUUGUGGAUUUUUAGUCUUUUUUCUAUUAUGAGAUCUGGGUUAUUUUUCUUAUUGUUUUUCUUUGGGUAACCCAAAUCUACUAAAUUAGGUUUAGUGAUUAUCUGGUUUUUUCAGCUAGAAAAGGUUGAGAGUAUGCUGAUGCUUGGAACUUAUCUAAGCAUGCUAUUUUUUUUUUUUGGUUGCUCUGCUUCUUGUAGCUUGAGCUGUGUAUGAUGGAAGUCUAAUUUGCAUAAUGGUUUUGUUAGUAAAGCUGGACCUAAUUAUGUGGAGACCAAA